Clarias gariepinus (North African catfish) is the source of this 1200-nucleotide messenger RNA. RefSeq names its product CCAAT enhancer binding protein alpha (gene cebpa). NCBI's taxonomy places the organism in Eukaryota, Metazoa, Chordata, Actinopteri, Siluriformes, Clariidae. The transcript has a single exon. The record is from RefSeq and is a predicted model, not a curated record. Gene Ontology annotation, biological process: DNA-templated transcription; regulation of transcription by RNA polymerase II; myeloid cell differentiation. The coding region runs from base 247 to 1161 and encodes 304 amino acids. Gene Ontology annotation, molecular function: DNA-binding transcription factor activity, RNA polymerase II-specific; RNA polymerase II cis-regulatory region sequence-specific DNA binding.
CAAACACACACUCGUACAGAGGGUGAAGUCUGUAUGCUCCACCGAGCCUUUCCGUGACUCCCGCUUCACUUUUUGCAGCCACACUUGGAGCCGCUUGAGUGCAGUCGGGCUGGAGAGACUGCGCCUUCUAGAAAAACAAAAAGAAACUCUUCAUUUUUUUUUUCUCUUUAAAGUUUGCCCCUGGUCAGUGUGAGCAAGCUGGAUUCCCGGAGCCCUUCACCAUGUCAGGCAGGUUUUAGGUACUCCAUGGAGCAAGCCAACCUGUACGAGGCAGCCCCUCGGCCCAUGGUGACGAACCUCGGUCCAAGCGCGCAGAACGCCUACGGCUACAAGGACGACCUGAGCGCGAUCUGCGAGAACGAGAGCUCCAUCGAUAUCAGCGCGUACAUCGACCCGGGCGCGUUUAACGACGAGUUCCUGGCUGACUUGUUCCACAGCAGUGGUGCGCGCCACGAGAAGCUCAAGCUGGCGACCGGAGGUGACUACGACUACGGCCACGGCCUGGGGAUCGGCGCGCCCGGACCGCAGCACUCGUAUGGCUGCGCGGUGGCGGGCUAUGGGGAAUCGUCCAAGCUGGAACCCGUGUACGAGUCCCAUGAGGCGCGCUUAAGAUCCGUGGCGAUCAAGAAGGAACCGCGUGAGGACAGUGAGCUUGGAGAGCUCGGGCACGCACCACAGUCCGGCGCCUACCAUCACCACCACCACCCGCACCACCAGCACCACCCGCACCUGUCGCACCUGCAGUACCAGAUCGCGCACUGCGCGCAAACCGCCGUGCACCUGCAGCCGGGUCACCCGACGCCUCCACCCACCCCAGUGCCCAGCCCGCACCAUCAGCACCAACACCAUCACCAGCAGCAGGGCAGCCUGGCUGUCAAAAUGAUGUCCGGCGACAGGCCCAAAAGUAAGAAGUCGGUCGACAAGAGCAGCGCAGAGUACCGGCUACGGCGCGAACGCAACAACGUCGCCGUGCGCAAGAGCCGCGACAAGGCCAAGAUGCGCAACGCCGAGACGCAGCAGAAAGUCAUCGAGCUCUCGUCGGACAACGACAGACUGCGCAAACGCGUCGAGCACCUCACGCGCGAGCUCGAGACUUUGCGGGGCAUCUUUCGGCAGCUGCCUGACGGCUCGUACGUCAAAGCCAUGGGCGGCUGCGCCUAACAGGACAGACUUCACUCACUUCAUUUUUCCUUUUUUUUU